This is a messenger RNA of Penicillium odoratum, 2424 nucleotides long. Its product is annotated as Polyketide synthase enoylreductase. Bases 1 to 2424 code for a protein of 807 amino acids. NCBI's taxonomy places the organism in Eukaryota, Fungi, Ascomycota, Eurotiomycetes, Eurotiales, Aspergillaceae. The transcript has 6 exons. Gene Ontology annotation, molecular function: magnesium ion binding; carboxy-lyase activity; thiamine pyrophosphate binding. The record is from RefSeq and is a predicted model, not a curated record.
AUGAAUGCUGUUCGUAUACCAGACGAUAUUUCUUUGGACGAAGCCGCCCCUAUUCUUUGUGCUGGAGUGACUGUAUACAAGGCACUUAAAGAAAGUCACCUCAAGCCAGGACAGAUUGUUGCUGUUGUCGGAGCCGGCGGAGGCCUCGGUACACUCGCGUGUCAGUAUGCCAAAGCACUUGGAUAUCGUGUGCUCGCCCUUUCGACAGGGUCCAACAAGAAAGCUAUGCUGGUGAAAGAGAUUGGAGUUGACUACUUUGUGGACUACGUCGCCUCUGAAGAUAGUCUUAUUCCUGAAAUCCAGGAGCUUACUGGGGGUGGACCUCAUGCUGCCAUUGUGGUUUCAUCAGUAGAGAAGCCAAUUAAUCAAGCGAUUCAGUACAUCCGGCCGAAAGGAACCGUUAUCGUUGUUGGUCUGCCUAAGGGUGCUGUCAUCAAGGCCGACUUGUUUUCUACGGUCUUAAAGGAAAAAACAGUGAAGGGUUCCUAUGUUGGCAGCCAUAUUGAGACUGAGGAAGCACUGGCAAUCUAUGCCAAGAAUCGAUUUCUCAUUCAGUAUCAAAAACUCUCCCUUGAAGAACUCCCCACGGUCUUUGAGAAAAUGGAGCAGGGCAAGAUGCAGGGACGAACUGUACUGAAAAUUCCUUGUCCUAAGACCAUAGCGAAUGGUUCAAUAUGGAAAAGCCCAAAAUUUAUUCCCAACGAAUAUAACAUUGGAACAUUUUUGGCAUCACGGUUGGAAGAGAUUGGGAUUCGGGAUUAUUUCGUCGUUCCUGGGGACUUUAACCUGACUCUCAUCGACCAGAUUUUGAAAAACCCUAACCUGCGGAUGGUGGGCUGCUGCAACGAAUUGAACGCUGGCUAUGCUGCCGAUGGGUACGCGCGAUCAUCUCCAGCUCGGACUGCAGUUGUAUUUGUCACCUUUAUGGUAGGAGGGCUGUCGCUGCUCAACGCAAUUGCUGGCGCAUAUUCUGAACGACUUCGGGUCAUCGUUGUCUCUGGGGCUCCUCCAUCCGACACGUUUGGACAAGACUGUUUGAUUCAUCAUACAACCGGGCUGAAAGAACGAGACCAGGCAAUCAGGAUGUUUGAGACUGUGACUACGGCCUCCGUACGUCUGGAUCUCAAAGGAGAUCCAACAUUUGUCCUGGAUCAGGCACUUCUUCGUUGUCUUGAAGACUCGCUUCCGAUUUAUAUCGAGCUCCCAGUCAAUCUUGCCGAAUACUCGUGUGACGUCCCCAGGCCGCUCAUCCUCCGGCAACCACAAGUCACUCCACCUAAUGUUCUUCAAGACGCAUUGGAUAUCUUCACCAGCUACUGGCAGGAAGCACAGAGCCCGAUGAUAUUUGUUGGUCCAUUUGCACGACACGGCCUAACCCGGGAUGCUCUGCUUUCUUUCAUCGAGAAGUUGGGAUGCCCUGUGUUCUGUCAACCUGACGCCAAAUCCCUAGUCCCUGAAGAACAUCCCCAAUUUCAAGGUACUUUCUGGGGGUCAAUUUCAGACCCAGCAUGCCUGGAUAUAAUGAUGGAUGCUGACUUGUGGGUGGGAAUUGGGACGCGUUUGUCCGAUUAUAAUCUGGUAAAAGAGCCCACGCCCUCGAUGUUAGAUAUAGGCCUACAUCAUCUUCGUUCACCGACUGGUACUUUGAUCGGUCCCGCCACAAUGGCUGAUAUAUCUGAGCAUAUUGUCUUUUCCAGUCUUACCGGCUACUGCAUGGUGACCCACUGUUCCGCCACCCAUGUGGAAAAACCGCUGAACGAGAUAAACAUGCAAAGUUCUGUCAGUCAGCCCCUGACGAGGGCAGGAAUCUUGAAGGCAAUCCAGUUCCUGCUACAACCUAAUGACACCCUGAUAGCGGAGACUGGUGACAGCUGGUUCAAUGCGCAGAUGAUUAAACUCCCACCUGGGGUAGAUUAUCAAAUGCAGAUGUUGUAUGGUUCUAUCGGAUGGAGUUUACCAGCAACACUGGGUUCGCAGCUUGCUCGGCCAGGAGGGCGCUCAGUCUUAAUGAUUGGGGACGGAAGCUUCCAAAUGACGGCUCAGGAAUUGAGCACGAUGAUUCGAUUGAAGACAAACUCCGUGAUUUUUAUCUUUAAUAACAUGGGAUACAAAAUCGAGAGUGUAAUCCACGAAGGUCCCUAUAACUACAUCAGCAAUUGGAAUUAUGCCCUGUUUGCAGAGACAUUGUGCAAUAUAUCCCACAGCCCUGGAAGUGGGAACAGCUAUCUAACGGAGGCGGAAAGAAUAGAUCAAGCCAAUCCGGCUCUAUUUGCCAUGCGUAUCAAGACUCAUGACGAUUUAAUGUUGGCAGUUGAUCGUGUCGUGAGAGAACCAAAUAAGCUGGCACUUCUAGAGUGCUGCAUCCAUCCUUGGGAUAUUAGCGAAACCUUAACUCGAUUUGGUCAAGCUGUCAGUCUCAAGUAA